Messenger RNA from Styela clava, 1127 nucleotides. RefSeq names its product cytoglobin-like. Gene Ontology annotation, molecular function: heme binding; oxygen binding. NCBI's taxonomy places the organism in Eukaryota, Metazoa, Chordata, Ascidiacea, Stolidobranchia, Styelidae. The record is from RefSeq and is a predicted model, not a curated record.
UGUUCAUAUAUCUUUAAAUAGUUUGCGCUUCAAUUAGAAUCAGAUUAAUGUAAAGAAACUUGAAAAACGUUUUCUAUAUCGGUUAGUUUCAUAUACAUUGUAUGCAACAUGAGUAAAUCACUUUUCUCUGCCGAUGAAUCGACAGCACUGAAGACAUCAUGGAAAACUUUGACAAAAGCAGGCAUCGCUCCAGUGGGGCAGUUGGUGCUUCACAGAUUUUUUAAUGAUGUUCCUGAGGUCAGAGAAUUAUUUUACAACGUCGGUGUGGAUGAGGAUCGCCCACAGAGUUUAACAAUGGAAUCUUUGAUGAAAGAUAAUAGAUUUCGCGAGCAUGCAAAAAGAGUCGCUUAUGCAAUUGAUACCGUCAUAAGAAAUUUAGAUGAAACAGAUGUAAUUGUGGAAAAAUGCUCAGAGUUGGGAAAAAUCCACGUAAAACACAAAGUCCAGCCGCAUCAGUUUGAUUUAUUGGGUGAAGUUCUCGUGAAUGUAAUCAAAGGAGCUCUCAAUUACGACGUUACCCAUCCCAUUAUGCAAGCGUGGAUAAAGGCAUACGGAACCAUCGCUAGCGCAGCAAAGGCAGGAAUGAAAACUCGAUAAAAGAUAUCCUUUUCAUCACUCCAACGCCUUUUUAUCCUUCAAUCCACUCCGAUUCCGUUUUGAAUAAAAUGUGACUCCAACUUGUACACAAUUUCGAAUCUAACCCUAGCUCCUAACUUCGAUAAAAUUCCCUAAACAUUCAAGAUUUAGACUCCGACGACUUUGUAAAUACGACUCCAGUGAACCCAUGCUGAACUCCGGCACCACAGCCUUGGUAUUGAUCUUCUCGGUUGUCAGUCACAGAUAGGGAUGAUUCGGACGAACUGGCCAAAUGGGCCGUAUUGAUAAAUUGUUGCUGCGUGGACAAAAUAUCGCCAACGUAUAAAAGUAUAGUGGGAAACUCAUCGUGCAGGAAAUGCAUUCAACGGUUUAAAAGACUUAACAAAUCUAAUGAUUGUAUGCACCUAUUAUUCCACCUAUUAUUUCAUGUCUGUAAGUGAGCAUGCAUAAUUGUUACUAAAUUAGAUCAAUCAAUAUAAUUACUUUUUCAUUCUUAAAGAUCAUUCUUAAAAUAAAUAGAAACUGCCAUA